Diutina rugosa is the source of this 1104-nucleotide messenger RNA. RefSeq names its product uracil-DNA glycosylase. Gene Ontology annotation, cellular component: nucleus; mitochondrion. Gene Ontology annotation, biological process: base-excision repair; base-excision repair, AP site formation via deaminated base removal. Gene Ontology annotation, molecular function: uracil DNA N-glycosylase activity. The record is from RefSeq and is a predicted model, not a curated record. NCBI's taxonomy places the organism in Eukaryota, Fungi, Ascomycota, Pichiomycetes, Serinales, Debaryomycetaceae. Bases 1 to 1104 code for a protein of 367 amino acids. The transcript has a single exon.
AUGUCACAGAAGAGAGGAGCCACCAUCUACGACUUUUUCAAAACGACAAAGAAAGCAAAAAAUGUUCAAACACCAGAAUUACCGAUAAGCCAUGUCAGGAAGACUGACUCCACGUCAUCUGAACUCAGAGUACCGAACGAAGCAAAUACCCCCUCGCCUCAUUCAAAAGAGCCAAAGGAGGCAAACGGUCGUUCGUUACAACUGGAAAAUUCAGCAGUCGACGUCAAUGAAUCCAGUCCAGUUUCCCCCCAAAUGACAAUUCCACAAAAAAUGACCCAAUUAGAUUAUGAUGCGUAUUGUGCUCGAUAUGACUUUGACAAGCAAAGCUGGAUUCGCGGCUUGAACCAAGAGGAGCGUGAUUUAUUGAGAACUGAAAUCAAUUAUUUGCACAUUAGUUGGUUGGUGUUUUUACACAAAGAGUUAACGAAGCCGUACUUUUUGAAUUUGAAGAGAUUCUUAAAGCAACAAGGCGAUCUUCAGAAGACAGUGUUCCCCCCCGAGAAUCAGAUCUAUAGCUGGUCUCAUUUGACUCCCCUUCCAUCCGUGAAAUGUUUGAUUUUGGGCCAGGAUCCAUACCAUAACCAUAACCAGGCACAUGGUCUUGCUUUCUCUGUCCUAGAACCAACCAAGCCGCCCCCUUCUCUCAAAAACAUUUACAAGACAAUAGCGAUUGACUAUCCUAAUUUUGAGGAUCCCACGAAGUCCGGGAGCAAGUCUACAGGUGGGGGUAAUUUGAGCAAAUGGGCCGAGCGAGGGGUUCUCAUGCUAAAUGCAUGUCUCACCGUGGAGGCUCAUAAAGCUAAUUCUCAUGCCAAACAUGGGUGGGAACAAUUUACAGAACAGGUUAUCAAAUCAGCUGUCGACUAUCACAAAAACGAUGGUUUCGUUAUAAUGGCUUGGGGUCUGCCAGCUCAGCAGAGAGUCUCUAAACUUAAUCAAGACUUGCUGAAGUUCUUUGUAUUGAAGACAGUGCAUCCCUCGCCUUUAUCGGCUUCUCGUGGAUUUUUCAGCUCUCAAGUCUUCCUUCGGUGUAAUCGGUGGCUCGAGGAACACGGCAAACCAAAAAUAGAUUGGGGAAUUGUUGAAAACAAUAUUGUAAUGUAG